UGCUAGUAGAGCGUUUGCUAGUUGUUUUUUAUUUCAACUGAAACAUACAACAACGAAACAUCAUCAAAGUUUGUAGAGCUAGCUAAACGUUGGCAGCAGCAUCACUUGAAUCAGCUAUUAGGCGGAUCAAUAGUCGUGCCCGCACUGACAAACCCAGUGGAAAGAGUGAGGGACUGCGAAGUUAGCCUUGACCUGUGUGUUGCUAGAGACAUUGUCAAUAAUCAAUAACUGUUAGCCAUCUUAAGUUGUUCACUUGUAAAUCAAGCCGUCACUAGAAAAGCACAGAAUGACGAAAGAAAAUUAUAUCGAACUGAUUAUUCAAUUUAUGACCAACAAUAACAUUACUGGUGAAUUGGACUUCAAAGAGCCCUUUAUAAAACCUUCACUUAGAUACGUGUACCCAUUUUUUCUGUUUCUUCAUGCAUUGGUUGGACUGAUAGGGAUUGCUGGCAAUACCGCCAUGCUAGUUGUCAUUACAAAACAUCGACUAUACCAGGAUCAGACCUAUUUCUUGAUGACCAACCUGGCAUUCGCAGAUUUGAUCAAGUGCAUGAUUGUUUUACCCAUUACAUUGGCAAACCUUUUGCUCCAGAAUUGGUUGUUUGGAAGUUUUCUUUGUUUUUUUUUACCAAUGUUACAGUGGUUUCCUGCACAUGCUUCAAUGUUGACAUUUCUUAUGAUAGCUAUUGACAGGUAUCGUAUAAUAGUCCAUCCUUUCAAAUCACGAUUACCAGCUGGACUGUGUGUAACGGCAGUGUGGGUUGGAUCGAUUUGUCUUGUUCUGCCAUAUGCCAUCUACAUAAAAUACAUUGAUCUUGGUGCUUUUCUCGGUGAAGAAUUUAAAGGAGUAGGAAUAUGCUACGUAUUUGUGGAGCGCCGCAUAGAAGAGUAUAUUCGUGCUAUGUUUGUGACACUAUACGCCAUGCCUCUUGCCGUCAUUGCCUUGUUAUAUGUUCGAGUUUCUGCUGAGUUUAAAUCUAGAGAGUUUCCUUUGAUCUCUGUACAUUUUACACAGAAUCUAGCUUCUGGUGAUCAAGAACAAAAUGCUCGAGAUAAUGCAAAGAUUGGAUCGUGGUCUUCUGUUGAUUAUUAUAGAUCAAAGGCUCUUCAACCUCAUGAACAUAAAUCAUCCAAUAGUAUUUUACUUCCAACCGCCAUGACAACAUACCCUAGCAGAUCUGCAGUGUCCAGUCAGCACUGCCAUCCAAUGAGUCAAGAAGGAAACGUUGCAUCCACUCGAAAAUCUGGUCCAGCAACUUCUCGAGAUGAUGAUCUAGAUAUUGAGAAAGAAAAAAGAACACAAAAUUAUUUAAUCACCAUGACAACUUGUUUCGCUGUUUGCUGGUGUCCAUUACACAUCCUAGUUCUAGUGCACUACUUUGUGCAUGAAACGAAUCACAACAUGGGACACUAUGACAUAACUUAUCUGAUUUUUGCUUGCUUUGGAUUUUUAGCCACGUGUAGCACACCAGUCCUCUUUGCUUCCUGGAGAAUGUCUGACGCUACUAAGGACAAACUUCGAGGAUAUUUUCGAUUGAACAAUCGUUGGAGAUCAUCCACUAGUUCCGAGCGACAGUCCUACCAGACUCAGUGUUUGCCUACACAGACUCAACAAGGAGAGAGUUUAAUGGUGACUUGCAAACAAGGACACGACCGAUAUGGAACUGAACCUGUUUAAACUGAUCCAUUGGAGUUGUUAAGAACGAUAUUUUGUUUUGUUUUAAAUAUAAUGUGGUUUGAAUUACGUGACAUAAUUUAUUGAUUAGAUACUAUGUAGUUAUUAUGUUGCUUAUUGAGUGGUCAGGUCAGAUGAAUAUCUUUUAUUUUAGGCCUGCCAAUACCUUCAAUCUAUAAACAGUUAUUAUCUGCUCAAAUUCCAGUUUAGUCCACCCAGCUUUAAUUAGAGAUGGGAAUCUAACACAACUUUGAAAGUUCGGGUUCGGUUCGGUCAGAUCUUAAGUUCGGGUUCGGUUCGAUGUUAUGAGAUUAGGUAAUAGCCAAAUUUAUAAACAUGUAAAAUAAUGUUCAAUUUAAUUGAAUAGGUCUCUUUACGUCUACUAGAUGGAUGGUAGCUAUUUCGUUUAGUGGACGCUAAUGUCAGCGUUUACAUGCGAAAUAAACCUGUUUUUCUUGUAGUUUUUCUUGAUUUUAUUUAGAUGUGAUGUGAUGACACUUUAAAAAUAUAUUUUAAAAUAACACUGUAAAAUAAAACGUCUUCUUAUUCAGACUCUAUUUCUGUUAGAUAAUUCUUUGAAGUUUUAUGGAUCAACGCUUGAACUGUUACAGUACUAAGCAUAUCAUCACAUGGUUCUGAUUCAACAUCUUGCCGCAGACAAUUUUUCUGAUAAUUUUUGCAGCCAGUUCACUGUGACAUCCACUCAUGCUUAUGGUGGUAUCAGUAGUAACAUUUCUCCAAUAGAAGAAACUCCCCCAGCGCGGGGCGGAGACCCGCCUCAAAGCACUAUUUCCGCUAUUGAAAACCAACAAAAUGCAUUAUCCUGCUAUUAAAAAGUUUUAUUUUAAAAACCUAAUCUGCUAUUCUUUCCGACUUAGACCCUCCCCGCCGUUCGGCGUAUUUAGAGGCAAACUGGUUCCACAAAAAUCUGUCACUGGCAAUGUCUGAAGCCUCUUCCCACCUGCUCUAAGGACCUCCAUGAAAGUGUGGCGUCAAGUUGUAUUAGGAUGUCAUCGCAACUCUUAUUAUGCGAAAUUCCUUUUGUUGGAGAACAUGUCUCGAAAAUCUCAUGCGACGCUCUUUCAGAACCUUAUUAAGGGGUCGACUCCCAGUUCGGCAUAGGAUUUCCUUGAUUUAGACCCGAUCUCUAUAACUGACUCCUAAAAUCUGUCUUAGCCAUCUCUGUUGAGCCACAUUUAGUGUUUUUCAAUUUCGGCAGAUGACUAUUCACUACACUUUAUUAAUGGAGCCCAGUCACUGGUAGAAAUGUGUUAACUCUCUUGACUACGCUCUUGGAAUUAGGUGACUGUAGUUUGCUUUAGAUUUUAUAUCGAAAAGAGAAGUUUUAAAGUAAAAAAAUCUCUUUAAAAUCAAAACCCCAUUUAGCUACGGUCAUAGAAUUUGGAGACUGUAGUUUGCUUUAGAAUAAUAUUGAAGAGAGAGGUUUUCAACCUCAAAACUCUCUGUAGGGGGAUUUUAAACUCAAAACCAUCUGGAGGGGUUUUAAACUUUAAAAAAAGCCAUCUGGAGGAGGGGAGUUUAAACUCACAACCCCCCAUUGGCUUGGCUACGCUCAAAGAAUUUUAGUGUGUAAUUUGCUUUUUUUUUUUUUGAAGAGGGUUUUUUUUAGCAUCAAACCCAUCUGAAGAGGGGUUUAAACGCUCAUAGCAUUUUGAGUGCGUAAUUUGCUUUUUUUUUAUAUUGAAGAGGUGUUUUUUCGCUUCAAACCCCGCUGGCGGGAGGGGGGGGGUUUGAACUCAAAACCCCUUUGGGGUUUUAAAGUGAGUAAUUUGCUUUUUUAUAUUGAAGAGGUAUUUUUUAAACUUCAAAUCACAAUGGAAAAGGGGGGGGGGGGGGGUUAAACUCAAAAUCCCCUUUGGCUACACUCAUAGAAUUUUGAGUUUUUAAUUUGCUUUUUUUGAUAUUGAAGAGGGGGUUUAUCGAAAAUUUUGGAGGGGGUUUUAAAAUCAAAAUCUUCCUUAGCUGUGUUCUUGGAAUUUGGGGAUUGUCGUUUGCAUUUUUUUUGCAUUGUUUUAUAGAAGAGGGGGAUUUAACUGCAAAACCCCCUGGUAGCGGGUUUUAAAAUGAAAACCCUUUUGGCUGUGCUGGGACAAGUGAUGGUUUAGUAUUAAAAUAUCACCUAAAAUAAACAAAAUCAAGCAAAAAAUCAGUCACUAAAUUCCGAUCACCCCCUUGCGGGGGGGGGGGGGAUUUCAUUUCGUGGGUGGGGGGGGAGUGAACCCCAACCCCCCUGGCUACGCCCAUGUACAUUUAUAUAUUACGACAGUGUGGAAUAGACAUCUAUGGUUGUAAACACUGUAGAUCAAUAUUCGAUAAAGAAAAAGCAUAAAUCUAUAUUCAAGUUUUAAAUAUACCCAGAUUGCCAGAUUUUUAUACAUUAUUAUAUACAACUAGCUAUUUCACCCGGCUUUUUUUUCGGGGGGGGGGGGGUUGAAUUGUUUUUGUUUUCUUAUAUUCAUGGCUAGUUUCUUCAAGAUUGGUACAGAAUCUUUUUUGUUUUAUUUGUUACUAGACAUAUAUUACCCGCGGCCGCGGGUCUCAAUUCGCGUAUCACUGUCGAUAUAGUCACUAAGAGAUUUUUAGAAACAAUAAAACGAAAUAAUAAUGCUAUAAGUAAAGCGAAUGUGGAAUGCGUAAAUGUAAAAAUAGUAUGAAUGGAGCUAUCAAAUUAGCUAAUCGACCAAAAUCAAUUUUUUCAAAUAAAAACAUUUGCUUGUAGACCUACAUAUAUUUGAUUAAAGUAUGAAAUGAAUAGACUUUAUUUGUACCAGUUUAUCUGUGGGGUCAGUGCAUUUGCCUUGAUGUAGACUGCUAUUGAAAAAUGUAUUUUUUUUUUAAAUUAUCAUGUAUAAAGUGUAAGUUAAUAAGUAGAUCUAGACUUUCUAGAUCUAGAAUCUAGAUAUUUCUAGUAUAAGUAUCAUCUAAAAUCUAAAGGUUUUCCCAAGCGGUACAGAUCUAUAUGCUAGAUCUACUAAUAAAAUAAUUACGUUUUUGUUUGUUUUUGUUUCAAUUAUGAAAGCUGUAUGUAGACAAAUAGAAGUUGAAAUGUUUUCUGUAUAAUCUAUAAUUACUAAAGAUCUAGAUCUAGUUAAGAUCUCGCUGUAUUGUUUACGUUUUAUAAAAUGAAAGUAGAUUUUAGAUUUAUUUUUUAAAUGUGUAUUCUUCAUUACCUUAUCUUAUCUUAUCUAAUACAGAUGUUACUUCAAAAAAAGAAGAUGAUUACGUCCUACGCGUCAUGCAUUCAGUUAUGCAUAAUGACUUAAAUUCUGCCAAGUCACUGCUUUUCCUGGCUAGCUCAGGCAACCCAUUCCAUGCUCUAAUAGCACUAGGGAAGAAGUAGUAUUUGUACAAAUUUGUCCUACCAUAUGGGAUAAGUAAUGUGCUUUUAUCUUUGUGUCUUUCUGAGUAUUUUAUUAAAUUGUGUUUUUGUAUUUGAAGAUUAUGGUUCAGUGUUUUAUGUAUAAUUGCUACUUUACUUUUGCGUCUUCUGUCCUGAAGGCUUUCUAAAUUUAGUGAUUUAACUAAAAGUGUUACUCUAGUCAAAUGUGAAUAUUCGUUUGUUAUGAAUCUCACUGCUCUAUUUUGUGUCUGUUCCAGUUUCUUAAUGUUUUCUUGAGUUGAGGGGUCCCAAACAGAGGAUGCAUAUUCUAUUAUUGACCUAACUGUUCCCUGGGGUAUGCCUGAGUUAACUGCUAUUUGCGUUGAUUUAGAGCCAUUCAUUGUUACAGUUUGUUCUCUCCCUAUCAGAAAAUCUUUAAUCCACUGAUGCAAUGGACCAUCAAUGCCAAAAUAUUUUAAUUUUUUAAGUUCAUUAAAAGUAUUGUAAAACGUAUAUUUAAGAGAGUAAAAUAUUGAACUCUCAAUGAUUUAAAUAUAAAAAUAACGCAAAAUAGAGUUUAUUCAAUUUAUUAGUCAAAAGCCAACAUCUGUUUUUUUUUUAUUUAGAGCCGAAAGUUCAUGACCUCAAGACACGUUGCCUUGGUACUGUAAACUGUAGGUGACAUAAAGCAAUAAAAAUAUAUUUAAUAAUUAAAUCGAACGCUCGAAUGUUAAUGUUCAUAUAACAUUGUUAGUUUAAUUUUAUUUAGAUCUAGAUCUAGAAUGUAUUUAAUUUGAACGCCACAGUAGUCAAGUCAAUAAAUAAAAACUUUGAGCCUAUUGUAGUAAAAGACUAUACACUUUGUGUUGCCCUAGAAAAUAGCAUAGAUACAGUAGAUUAUAGUGUUGACCUAAAUACCGCACUAUGAUGAAUGAAAUGCUUGUCGACACGGCUAAUGUAUAUAUGUAGCUACGUUGUUAACAGGUCUAAAUGCGCAUAAGUAAAUCUGAAAGAAUAAAGUAAAUUGAAAAUAAAGAAUUAAAAUUAAAAUGAAUCGGUAGUUGUAUGCUUAAAUGCUUUAAAAACACAACUGAAAGUAAAUUGUAUUAUGUAGUCUGCACUUAUCGACUCACUGCUGAUACCUCUUGUCGACUCAAAUAGUCAACUGCUCAUACCUUAUCAGCACCUCAUCAGCUUGUCAACUCAUCAGCGUCUAAUUAAUAAGACCCGUAUCUGGCUUCGCUGACCGUAGCUGCAGCUGAUCCCUGCCCAUACAGACAGUUGGACUACCCAAGACCUGGAACCAUUCCGACAGCCCACCAGCAGACAGCGUCAGCACCAGCCAUACCAGUCUCCUUACGGCAGCACCAGACUCUGAUAAAGCUAAGCGAAUAAGCCUAAUGACACCCGGAACACUUGGCUCUUAAGAUCUAAUGAUGAUCAAUGUAAAGGUUAGAUUGCACCCAACCCUGUGUAAAUUACCACUCCACCAUUGAAUUUAUACAAUAAACCUGUACAUAAUUUUAUAUAUCGCAUUAGUUGCCUACCGUAUUGAACUCUGUGCCUGUCAUUACUUUUGUGCAAGUGUGCUUGUCACACGUACUACGUUUGAAUAUUAACCCAUUAAAACAACAUUAUUAUCAAUGUUUAAAAAGCUAUUAUAUUGUAAGUUAAAGACUUCUUUUAAGUGUGAAAAAAAAACUGAAAAAAAUUCGCAGUAAGGCUUCAACUGAACACGAAGUUUAUCUUCACUUAUCUGAACACAUACGUACGCUACAUGUAUCUCGCCAAUCCCUUGCAUAAUAGUACUGGCCAGUGUUACCUCUUUCUUUUGUAAAAUUAAUUUAAGUGACUUUUUUUUUUUUACUUAAAUGAAUUGUCACCACCUCAAAGUUGGUGCCAUAGAGUAGAAACCCUAAUUCUGUAUUGUGUAUGUUAAUUCCAUAUUGUGAAUCUUAUUCACAACCCAUGUUGCACUAAGGUGAACACUUUUGACCUUGGGUGAACCAGAGAGUUAAAGGCAGUCAGUCCACAUAGAGAUCUUGUAGCAAGCACUUGUAUUGAGUCACUUAAGAUAUAAGCAGUAGAGUUAGAUGUUUAAAGUAGUUGGUUAUAGAAUAGUUACUAAGUUGUGAUAUUCGUAUAUUCCUGUUGGAUUAAUACUGACCAUUCCUGGGUCGAAUUGUAUAUCGUAUUCAUCAUGUGGUGUUAUAUUAAACUUAUUGUGUCUGCUA
Molecule: messenger RNA, 7249 nt
Organism: Biomphalaria glabrata
Lineage: Eukaryota; Metazoa; Mollusca; Gastropoda; Planorbidae
Product: QRFP-like peptide receptor
Exons: 7
Coding region: 287-1678 (463 amino acids)
Biological process (GO): neuropeptide signaling pathway
Cellular component (GO): membrane
Molecular function (GO): neuropeptide receptor activity
Source: RefSeq, a predicted model, not a curated record